This is a messenger RNA of Neohortaea acidophila, 561 nucleotides long. Its product is annotated as AhpD-like protein. Gene Ontology annotation, molecular function: peroxiredoxin activity. The transcript has a single exon. The record is from RefSeq and is a predicted model, not a curated record. Bases 1 to 561 code for a protein of 186 amino acids. NCBI's taxonomy places the organism in Eukaryota, Fungi, Ascomycota, Dothideomycetes, Mycosphaerellales, Teratosphaeriaceae.
AUGCGGCUCCCAUACAUCAACGAUGACCCGAAGAUGCCCACCAAAGAAGACCAGGACAUUGUCACAAGAGUCAAGGAACGACGAGGCGGCAAACUCCUCGAACUCGACAAAGCGCUUCUGCACGCCCCUCCAAUCGCCGAUGGCUGGAACUCCUUCCUCAAAGCAGUACGAACUCAGAGCUCUCUGUCGGAGAGUGUGAAAGAGCUGGCCAUUUCACGAGUGGCCGCCCUCAAUCACGCAUGGUAUGAGUGGGAACAUCACGCUCCUCUAUUGCAAAAGGCGGGCGGUGUCAGCGAGGAGGCCAUCGAGAAAUUGAAAGACCGCGAGCGGGCGGGCGAGGGCUUGGACGACAAGCAUCGUGCAGUGCUGGAAGUCACGGAUGCCAUGACUCUGGGUGUGAUUGUGCCUCAGCCCAAGUUCGACAAGCUGAAACAAUUCUUCAGCGAGCGAGAGAUUGUCGAGAUCGUAACGACGAUAUCCGCGUACAACUGCGUCAGUCGAUUCUUGGUUGCCCUGGAUGUGGGCGAGAUGGGGGAGAAGUACAAGGUGGACAUGGAAUAG